AGAAGAAUGAGUGACCAAAAAAUUGUUCUUGUGACCGGUUGUGCCAAAGGUGGCAUUGGCUAUGAAUAUUGCAAAGCAUUCGCGGAAAAAAAUUGCUACGUGAUAGCCUCGGACAUCUUAACGCGGAUGCAAGACAUGUUUGAUUUGGAGUAUGACAAAAACAUAGAGACACUCGAACUCGAUGUGUCAUCUCAUCAAAGCGCUACUUCAGCUAUAGAAACCAUUAUAUCAAAAUACGGACGUAUAGAUAUUCUAAUUAAUAACGCCGGAAUAGGUAGCACAGGUCCUUUAGCUGAAUUACCGCUUGAUACUAUUAGAAGAGCAUGGGAAAUUAACACAUUAGGACAAUUAAGAAUGGUGCAACAAGUAAUGCCACACAUGGCUAUGAAAAAAUGUGGAACCAUAGUUAAUGUUGGAAGUGUAGUUGGUCAAAUUUCAACACCAUGGGCAGGGUCAUAUUGUGCUACCAAAAGUGCGGUUCAUGCAAUCACAAAUACUUUGCGUUUAGAAUUAAAGCCAUUUGGGAUCAAUGUUGUUUUAGUUUUGCCUGGAUCCGUUAGAUCAAAUUUAGGGAAUGCUAAUUUGGAGAAAUUGGGUGAUUAUGGUAAUUGGAAACUUUACAAAGAUUUUAAAGAUGUUAUAGCUGAAAGAGCUAGAGCUUCUCAAGGUGAAAAAGCUAUGGAUGGUAGAGUUUUUGCUAGACAUGUUGUUAAUAAAGUUUUGGCAAUUAAACCACCGAAACAAAUUGUUUUUGGUCACAUGACUGGUUUGUUUGCAUUGCUUUCUUGGUCUCCCUUGUGGGUUAGAGACAUGUUUUUCUCGUCACGUUUUGGACUUAACAGAAAGGUUUGAGGAUUUGUAUGAUCGUUUUCUUUGUGAUCAAAACAUGUUCUUGUUCCACUGUUCACUGUUUGGGUCAAUGGAAUAAUAUGUACUAGUAUACUGUUUUGUAAUAUGUGACGUGACAAUAUCUUCUUGUCACUAUAGCUACUUAUUGUUUUAAUAAAAAGAA
Cicer arietinum (chickpea) is the source of this 1012-nucleotide messenger RNA. RefSeq names its product short-chain dehydrogenase ptmH-like. Gene Ontology annotation, cellular component: endoplasmic reticulum. Gene Ontology annotation, molecular function: oxidoreductase activity. Lineage: Eukaryota; Viridiplantae; Streptophyta; Magnoliopsida; Fabales; Fabaceae. The record is from RefSeq and is a predicted model, not a curated record.